This is a messenger RNA of Xyrauchen texanus (razorback sucker), 661 nucleotides long. It is a transcript of the gene adi1, whose product is annotated as acireductone dioxygenase 1. The coding region runs from base 29 to 646 and encodes 205 amino acids. Lineage: Eukaryota; Metazoa; Chordata; Actinopteri; Cypriniformes; Catostomidae. The record is from RefSeq and is a predicted model, not a curated record. Gene Ontology annotation, molecular function: acireductone dioxygenase [iron(II)-requiring] activity. The transcript is spliced from 5 exons.
CGCGUGUGAAAUCAGAUGAACAUUAAAGAUGUGCGGGAUUGAAGCAUGGUACAUUAAUGAAUCAAAUGAGGAUCAAAGACUCUCUCACAGAUUAAUCCCGAAUCAACCCGUGUCUCUCAAACAGCUGGAGCAGAUUGGGAUUUAUUACUGGAAGUUAAAUGCUGAUAUUUAUGAAAAUGACCCAGAACUGCAGAAGAUCCGUGAGGAAAGGGGUUAUUCCUAUAUGGAUAUUAUAACUAUUCACCCGGAUAAACUUCCAGAUUAUGAGAGCAAAGUGAGAAUGUUUUUUGAGGAACAUCUACAUCUUGACGAUGAGAUCCGCUACAUCCUGGACGGAACGGCUUACUUUGAUGUGAGGGAUAAAGAUGACCGCUGGAUACGGAUAGCUAUGUCCAAAGGCGACCUCAUCACACUUCCAGCAGGAAUUUACCACAGAUUCACAGUUGACGAAACUAACUACGCUAAAGCCAUGCGUCUGUUCAUCGGUGAACCCGUAUGGAAAGCGUACAACCGUCCAGCUGAUGACUUCGACAUCCGCAAGGAGUAUCCCACGGCCUCGAGCAGAGCCUGUUUCUUCUGCGUGCUGCGGGACGACUCCAGCUCGUACAUAGUGGUGAGGUUGAACAGCACGCUCUCGUGCAAGUAGAGCGCUGGGUCCUUG